Molecule: messenger RNA, 2727 nt
Organism: Fusarium vanettenii 77-13-4
Lineage: Eukaryota; Fungi; Ascomycota; Sordariomycetes; Hypocreales; Nectriaceae
Exons: 6
Source: RefSeq, a predicted model, not a curated record
AUGCAUCGCCAGCUACCCGGCCAAGCUGAUUCUAGCUCGGGUCUCAUUUUCAAGCUUCCCCCUGAGAUACUCGUGCAAAUCGCUCAGCAUGCCCAGCCCAUCGACCGAGUUAUGCUUGCAUUGUCCUGCAAGAGGAUGCUCGCUGCCUCCAAACUGUUCCAUCUACAAGUGCCUGAUCGCGAUCAUCACGUCUCCCGCUGGAGCUCAGAACCACCAGAACCCAAGGCAGAUAGCUGCUCGUGCUCCCUGGCUGAGCCGGCCAUGUCCGACCCCAUCGAUAUCCCUCUCAAGAGAAGUCGCCUACGAGGAGCGGCUCAUGGGACAAGCCCUUUUCCUGAAGAUGAGGGGCCUUACAUGGGCUAUAUCGAAAUAUUCCAAAAUGGUCACAUCUACCAAGCCGUGUCCUCCGGCUCCGGCAAGUAUGUCACAGUCGGCUCACGAUGCGACAUGCCCGCUCUCGCUUUCAUAGUUGAAAAGAACCGGGUCACGAAGAUGACUACGAUAGCUGUGCAUGGAAGGGAUCUGAAGCACUCGAUUGCACGCGCCAUUCCCGAGGUCAAGGUCAAGCCAUUCGAGCUAGCCCUCGACUUCAACACGGUUGUCAAGCACUAUGCUGACUUGAAGGCCGAGGCUUCUUACUUGUCCAUGUGGAAACCUUACAGCGACACGGCCAAGGAAAUGGAAUUGCUGGUCAAUGACCUCCUGCUGGAGCGUGCCCUCUAUGAUGGCCUCGACCUUGCGUCUCUUCGGGAACAGGGUAUUCUCUCCAGCACCCACAUCCAUGCCAUCCGCGAGAGAUGCAUCGACCAUGGCUUGGCUGAUCUGGAGAUCUGCCACCGUAUCGGCCAAUCAUCCGAACAUCAAAAGGAAGAAUACCUGAAAAGUCAGAAUUACAGGAUAUACCAGCUUGCUAUGGAGGGCAACCUUUGUGACCUUGUCGCAUUCUGCGAGCCCCUCCUCAGGUCCAGAGAGAUCGAGGUGUUUUUCAACUCUGAUCUCCUUCGGCAACUCCUCGACAAGGACUUCUUCGAUAUUUACCAGUACCUGCUGGAUCUCAUCGACCGCACAAGACCAACGGCAGUGGACGUGCCUGAUCCUGAUUACUCCGACAUUACAUACGAUCCGUUUUAUGUCGCUAUUCGUCUCGGCCAUUACCCUACAGUUCAAGCCAUGGUGAUUGAAGAAACAACCUUUGAAGGGUACAUUGAAGACGACCUUAACGCAGGCGUUGACCGCAUCUUAACGCCGCUCCUGGCUGCAGUCCUAUGGAAUCGACCCGAUAUGAUCCAGAUGUUCAGACAGUCUCCCAUAUAUUGUGGACGCAUGACACAGGCCGUCCACCUUGCCGCCGAGGUAGGGUUGCCGACUAUCAUCCAGACUCUCAGCGAGACUCCCCAGAUGAAGGCUGGGUAUGGCCCAAUGGUGAACAGAUAUCCCCCAAAGAGUCUACCGGAAAGGCUCUUUGACCUACCACAACAGGACUUGUCCUGGAUCAACUCUUCACCAGUUUCUCUAUCACCUAUCGGAGAUGCGAGUCUCUCUAGUAUCAGCCAAGCGGCGUACAGUUGGGGUCUUGAGGCUCAAACACCAUGGGAGAGUUUUGCAUCCAUCGCUGCAACUGACUCUCCCGCGAUGGCUACUACUUCCGUCUUCACGCCUGCCACGUACUCAAGUCUGCCUACCCCAGUCGAAGAAGUCAUGAACCCACUUUCAGCUUUCUCUCCCGCUUUGCCGUCACCAUCUGGCCUCUGUGCCUCUACGCUCGUCGAUCCGCACAGCUUCGGUCAGAUAGAUAAGCCGCUGCCGAUAUGUGCACGGCCUAGGGAUGUCCCUCUAUUCAUAGGCCACACAAAGAGCUACACAAAGCGUCACAAGUCUGGGCGCGCCUCUCUGGUGCGGCUUGAACGGCGGUGUCAGAUCGUGGGCAGUGUCUGCGGUAACUGCACCAAUCAACACGAGUUUCUAGAGAUAUCGAACCGAUGCGCCGAUACUCAUAGUGCCUGGAGAUUAGGACUCGAGUCUCUCCGCAAGAUCAUGAAUAACCUAGCACCUUGCGGUCUCGCUGAGACUCUCGCCAGCGUCCUGGUAGCGGAUGCUCUGGUCUGCCAAAUUUCUCAGGAGGAAGGCCUUAUAUUUCAGUUUGUCGCCGAUCUGUGGCGCUGGAAGAUCGGCCUCACUCAAGUUGAAAUGGCCUUGUUUGACAAGAUUGCUUGCGCUGCUUGGCACAUCGACACCAUUCCUGUCUCAAUUGCGAGCACCUGCAAGCCUGCAUUUGGAAGUUUGAUAAGAGAGCUCGUCUCUUAUAAAAACUUGGAGCCAACUAGGACAGUGUCGCGUGGCAUUCGGCUAGAGUCGAUUCAGCGACAGAUGAAGACUCACGAGAGGCAUCCGAGGCGCCUCAAGCGAAUUGAAGAGAACAGCACUCCACAAAACGACUCAAUACUACCCGAAUCAUCAGACGCAAAGCCUGUUCAUGCCAACGUGGCCAUAUUGCUUGAAUCGGUGGCAUUUACAAUAUUUCUCGCGGCGGCAUCGUCCACCCAACAUACCCUGGAAGAUGACCAGCCGCAGUCUGUUGCAUCGCCACUCUCAGUCGACAACCAAUCCCGCGCAAUGGUGGAGGAAUUCCUUAGCCUGGGGUCCGAGGAUGAGUUCUCGUAUGAUUCAGGUAUUGGCAUGGACUCACCUGUCAAGAGCUCUGUCAGCCGGUACAUACUGGAGAUGCGG